Messenger RNA from Rana temporaria (common frog), 7060 nucleotides. It is a transcript of the gene IRS4, whose product is annotated as insulin receptor substrate 4. The transcript is spliced from 2 exons. Gene Ontology annotation, cellular component: plasma membrane; cytosol. Bases 303 to 3485 code for a protein of 1060 amino acids. Gene Ontology annotation, molecular function: phosphatidylinositol 3-kinase binding; insulin receptor binding. The record is from RefSeq and is a predicted model, not a curated record. Gene Ontology annotation, biological process: insulin receptor signaling pathway. NCBI's taxonomy places the organism in Eukaryota, Metazoa, Chordata, Amphibia, Anura, Ranidae.
CGGGCGGGGUCACGUGUUGUUUUCGCCGUGCCGCUCUCCCUGCCCCCGCUCCAGUCUGUCUGUGGUGAAUGUGUACGGCGAGGAGAGGAGCCGCUGCUGAGCCGUGCACGCCGGGGGGAGACGGAGAUUCCCGGCGCCUAGACACAGCGCCAUGCGUGUCCUCUGAACCCCCCUCUGUGAGGCGCUAGAAGGCGGACGCUGAGUUUCAUUCACUGGCAGAGGGAAGGUAGGACGCCGGCGAGCUCCGUACAUAUCCCGGGAAGCAGAGCAGAGAGGCCAGCCCUCGGGGGCUCCCCUUUUCCAUGGCGGGUGUCCUGAACGGUGAGGAGGACAGAGCCGGCAGGACAAGCAUGAAGCCCGCUCCUGCGUCCCCCCCUCAGGAGGAGAGCGGCUGUGGGCGUCUGCCUCAGGUACAGGAGGAGAGUGUGGUCACCUGUGAGGAGGACGUGCAGAAGCGUGGCUACCUGAGGAAGCAGAAGCAUGGCCACAAACGUUACUUUGUACUGAGGGCACACAGCCACCUGGGUCCAGCCCGGCUGGAGUACUAUGACAACGAGAAGAAAUUCCGGACUGGUCUGCAGCGACCUGGACCACCCAAGAGGGUCAUCUUCCUGUCCCAGUGCUUCACCGUCAGCCGGCGGGCUGACGCCAAGAACAAGCACCUGCUGGCCCUGUACACCAAGGACGAGUACUUUGCCAUGGUGGCCGACAGCGAGCAGGAGCAGGACUCCUGGUACCAGGCCCUCAGCCAGCUCAUCAACGAGAACAAGAAGUCCUGCCUGGCCGAGGACGACGAGCUGGAGGAGGAGAGCUACGGCGGCUUCCGGGCCGGCACCGUCUUCAAGGAGGUCUGGCAGGUCAAUGUCAAACCGCGGGGGCUGGGCCAGAGCAAGAACCUUUCCGGUGUCUACCGCCUUUGCCUGUCCAACAAGGCCGUGCACCUGGUCAAGCUCAACUCGGAGGUGGCCUGCGUCCACCUGCUGCUCAUGAACAUCCGCCGCUGUGGCCACUCUGAGAACUACUUCUUCAUUGAGGUGGGCCGCUCCUCGUCUACCGGGGCGGGCGAGCUGUGGAUGCAGGUGGACGACUGUGUGGUGGCCCAGAACAUGCACGAGACUUUCCUGGAAACCAUGAAAGCCCUAAAGGCCUACUCCGAGUUCAGGCCGAGGAGCAAGAGCCAGUCCUCCGGCUCCAACCCCAUCUCCUUUAUCACCACCAGACGGUAUUUGGGCAACCUGCCACCCAGCCAGACCGGCCUGCAGAGAAGAUCGAGGACUGAAAGCAUCGCCGGUACUCCUCCAACGUCCAAGAGCAACUCUUACCGAUUUAGGACCUCCAGCGAGGGUGAAGGUACCAUGACCAGGCCGUUCAGGUCAGUGACUGGCAGUCUGAUCCACUUAAAUACGGCACGGAUAAAUCUGAAUAAGCAAGAAGGUACUGGGAGAUAUGUCAGGGCACCUUUUAAUUCUGGCUACCACUCCAGAUCAGCUUCCCUGCCAGUUUCCCAUUUUCCUUCAGCUACAAGCCCAAUAAACGUGUGUUCGAGUAGUGGCCCUGGGUCUGUAUCUGAUUCCCUGACCAGACCCUCCAGUUCUGUGUGUGGCUCUCCUAGUGAUGGUGGCUUUAUUUCAUCCGAUGAGUAUGGCUCAAGUCCUGGAGACCUCAGGUACUUUCGCGUGAGGAGUAAUACUCCAGACUCAUUGGGUAACACACCACCCAUACAAGAAGAAAACACCCUCAGUGAUUACAUGUCAAUGAGCACGAAAAGCCACACAGUUGGUCAGGAUGAUUACAUGGAAGCAGAGAAAAUUUUUAGAAAAAGAACAUAUUCCCUGACUAAGCCCACCCAUGUCACCUUGCAACAAAAGUCCCACGCGGGUGUUUCUUUUGAUGAAAACUCUGAAGAGAAGCAGUUUGCCUACUCUGAAUCACCAAAGUUAAAAGACAGCAAUCACCCCGAGGAUUAUAGUAAUGGCCUCAUUGAUUCUAUUUGUAACCAAAGUGGGAGUAAAGCCAAGGAUGAUGGCUACAUGCCAAUGAUGCCUUCAGUUUCAUACAAUGACUAUUUGCCAAUGGCACCCAAAAGUGUUUCUGUACCAAAAGAAAUAAUUUCCAGGUGCCCAUCUCAGGCGGAUUCAAAAGGGUAUAUGAUGAUGUUUCCAGCUGCCAGUUCGCCUGUCAGAAAUACAUUAACAGGAAAUACCUCUAAAGGCAGCCAAGAGAAAGUCACCAAUGGUGAGUACAUGGACAUGUCCUAUGGCAGCACCUCAAAACAGACUAUUGACUCUAAUGUAACUAACUCCAGAGGGUUCAGCUCUUAUUUUUCUUUACCCAGAAGCUUUAAAAGUUCUUCAAAACAUUGCAAUGAUCAUAAUGAGUAUGUUCCUAUGUCUUCUCCGGGAACGUUACUGCAAACGAGUGAGGAAAAUGUAAGUGAAGUGUGUAAGAAUGGGGUUGCAAACGGGAUGUCAAAGACUGAUUUGAAAUCUUCCAGUGACAUAUUAAAUCAUCAAGUUAGGGCAACAAGGCCAACUAAACUUACCCUUGCUAUGAGAGGGAGCAAUACAAUACCAAGAAUGUUUGACCAUUCUACUUCAGCUGAGCCAACCAGCCCUGGCGAAUAUAUAAAUAUUGACUUCAGUGAUAAAGCGGGUAGUACUCCCCAUUCUCUGUCUGCAGAAGGCUCACCAUCUUCUUUGGGCUCAAGUUGUGAUCACAGACAGUCCCCCUUGUCCGAUUACAUGAGUGUAGAAAUUGAUGUGCAAUCUCUGAAAGCCACAGCUGAAUUUUCUAACUCUCUAACAGACAUUUCUGCCUAUGCAUGUCCUGGUAUUUCCAGAGUUCAGCCCAGUGCAGAAUAUGCCAAGCUCCCAUGCGGUACAGCUUGUGUCACUACUACAAAUAAUAGGAAUGAUGAUUACACUACAAUGACAUUUAAUAUGGCAAUGACUCCCCCAAGACCUUUUCCUGAUGAAACUGAGAAUGGUACAAAGUUAGAAAGCCCAUCAUCUAUUGUAAAUCGGCUGUGUAUUGGGGAUAUGUCAUCCUUUAAAAGUGGCUUCCCCCCUGUCCUCAACCCUAAUGCAGAGCCUGUAGCUGGUCCUAAAGUUAUCCGUGUUGAUCCACAGGGAAGACGGAGGCACAGCUCUGAAACUUUCUCCUCUGCCAGCACAGUGACAACAACAUCCUCUUGCUUUACUGAAAGUGGCAAAAGGCAUAGUUCUGCCUCUUUUGACAACGUUUGGCUGAAGCCUGAUGAAAACAGUUGUGAUCAAGAGAAAAAAAUGUCUAGAAACUGCUCUACAGGUUUUCAGCAUGGUCUGAACUACAUAGCUCUGAGUAUGCAUGAUAAUGUCUGCGAGCCUGCCUCCCCAGUUUGCAGCCAGCACCAGAAUGGAAGCAGAAAUUUGGAAACAGGAGCUUAUGUCAGCAUCGACUUCUCCAGGCCUGACUGCCUGAAGUGUUCUGCCUUCAGAAAAGACUGAGUGCAUUACCAUGGAAACCAUAGAGAAGACUGUGUCACCCCAGCCUCUUUGCUGUAAAAACAGAAUGAGGUGACUUGGGAAGACAGAAUGCAGCGAGAUAAUGUGUGAAGCCGUGUUGAAUUUCAAAUGGACGCAUACUUGCUUUCCCACACAGAUUAAAUGUACAGCAAUUUAAAGCUUAUAUUGAUGUGUUGGCAAAGGAAGCUUUUUUUUUUUUUUUCAGCAUACAUAUUUUUGUGAGGAAAAAGAUGGCAUAUUUUGCAAAUUGCAUAUGGGAGAUUGCUGUGUUUUUCAGGAAGUGGCUCUGACUUGAGAAAUGGUUCAGAACUGGCUUCCAUAACGCUCUUGUGCCAUUUUACUUCCUGGACCUGCCCCACGAGUAUUUUCACAAUGUGCUACUGUAGCACCUAGGUGUAACACUAUGCUUUAAGAAUGUUUCCUAAAGUAUAGCCAAUUUCAGUUUAUAUAUUGGUUCUAAUUUUUGGGUACAGAUGAAACUACUAUAUAUGUAAAAUUAAGAGGUAUUUUGAGUUUGUCUCCCCCCAAAGUCUACUUAUUUUACUUGAUCUAUCAUAUGAAAAGAUGUCUCAUUCAAUGAACAAAGAUGCAUUUUUCUAUGGAACAUGAAUUUUUUUUUUUUUUAACCCCAUUGAAAACAUUUUUGUGAAUCCUGUGCAUUUUCUUUUUGUAUCAUUUUACGUUUAUGUAUUGGCAGUAUCUGAUUCUUUCAGGUGCACACUUGUAUAUAAUUUUUUUUUUCUCAUGAGACGAUAUACAUUUUUAUUUAACAUUCAGCAAAAAGUGCAGUAUUAAUUUUAUUAGUGAAAUGUUAGUUUCUGUAAGGAAUGUAGGGGUGGCUUCCCUGUUCCCUACAUCCCUGUUUUUACAAAGACACAAACUUUUGGUUCCCUGUGAAAGACGAUGUGUGCUAACAUUUAAAUGACACUAUUGGCAGUACAGCAUAAAAAAAAAAAAAAUAAUCUAAUGAAUACUGUGUUGCUCCUAAAUUAUGGGUACUCUGCCUUUUAAGGAUGAGUAUUUUAUUGCAUGAUUUUGGUGAUUAGUACACCUUGUUUUAAUUAGUAGUCCCGAUAACCCCCCCCCCCCCCCAAAAUGUGUGUUGCUGUGCUUAUACUCUUCUAGCAAACUUUGAUUUAGUCACUGCGAACAAUGUAUGCUGAAACGCAAAGCUGCCCAAUAACGUGUACCCCAUUUUUAAAGAGAACCAGUCACAGCUAGAUUUAUGCAAGACUCUUGACCAUUCCAUGUGCCCCCUUACUGUGGGCCUAUCCUUUGCUUCAAGCUCAGAGGUCACCUGAACUUUGACAGUUGCUGCCUUGCCAAAUACCUGACAUUACCCUGUCUUCCCUACUCCAAAGAGUGCAUGUUGGUAUCAAAUAAUAGAGGGCCACAAUUUUAUAUGCCCUUUCAAAAGGAAUUUAUAGUUUGUAAUUUAGUGAUAUUUGUACAUUGCAUUCAAAGGCUCUGCUUUCUCCAUAGCAGUGCCAAAUGGUGGUUCUUAGCGGACUUAUUGGAAACCAUGCACUUUCCAUGUAGUUGGGAUCUCAGCAGCAGUUAGAGGACGACAUAUUUAUGGUACUGGCUAAUAUGGGAAUAUCUGGAUUUAAUACAGUAACAAAAGCAUGAAAAUGGCAUCACUUGUAAAUGUGAAAGCCGAAUCAAAAAUAAAAGGUAUACACUGCAGUCUCUGAAGAUAUCUGCUAAGUGAAAUUUGUUGACUUUUUUUUCUUGGGUUUAACUGCAGAGUUUUAUUUGGCUGUGCACUCUUUAAGAGUUGAGACAUUUUGUGAAGGCAGGCAGCAGUUGUCACCCAUUAGGUGACCUCUGACCCCAGGUACUCAAAGCAUCAGCCUCAGUACAGCUAAAUAAGGGGGACUGUAUACCUUUCAUAAAUAAACAUGGCCUAGUACACAAUUUAAAUACAUACAGUAUAUGUGAAUUGUUUGACCUGCCAAACUAUUUGCAAUUCUGUGCAGCCAGUCCUGUGCUUGGGCACUUCUGCCAUACAAUACUGUUCUAGCCUUGCCUUCACUGCAAUACCAGCAUAGCUUGUUCAAGAACACACCCCUAGCCUGCUGAUUGGACAGCUAACAGUAUCGCUCUCCUCCUCCGGCUUUCUCCUUUUUGACAUAUACUGCAGCAGAGCCUAAUUGUCAUUGCUGGCCCUGACUUUCCCAAUGUGAGCCCUUCAGAGCAGCGGAAUACAGGUCGCUGCUAUCCAGGUGAAUUCAGGUACUUGCGCUAGUUAUUAAAAUACAAUUUAAUAAAAAGAAAAUGCAUUACUGCAUUUUAUUUUUUUAAAUCUGUCUGAACUUCAACUCAAUGGAUUUUCCAAGAUUUUUGCAUAAGUUCCAUUGUGACUGUUUCUUUCUUUAAUGUGAACCUGUGGUUUACUUCAUGCAGAGCAAAGACACAGGUUCACUUUAAUGAGGACCACACUAGGCUUUGGGAGUGAAGAGAACAGUAAGCCAUGUAUAAAUGCCAUGUGUUGAAUGUUACACAGGGCUGUGGAAUCUCAUCCAGUAUCUAAAUGGAGCAGUAGUUGAGGUAAGUAUAAGCUGCAAAUAGGGCCACUGUUUAAUUAAACCUGUUAAUUUGCCCUGUAUGAGCAAAGCGGGCUGGAAACUAACUUUAACAUUUUAUGUAUUUGCAACAUACUAAACUUUAUCGCAGGAAAAAAUCUAAUUGGUGAGAUGGCAGUUUUUGGUGGAGAUAACCUGGCACAUAUUUGCACCAUCUAAAAAGUACAACAUUUCUUAAACAAUUUGGGUAGGAAAGUAAGCGUUUGUGUAAAUGUAAUUUUGUUUAAGAACUGACUGGCUAUAUUGCCAACCCUGCUGAUAACCAGCUUCUGUACGAGUUCAUUCGAUUUCCAUAUCAUUAAUAAUACUAAAUUUUUUUUAAAUUUACAAAGUGCACUCUAUCCCCUCAUAGUAUCAUAGGGUUUGCUGCAUUUGCCCCUUUUUAUAUACACUUUAAUUUUUCAUUGAAACAAUAAAUAUUUAAUUUUUCAUGUUUCCAGAAUGGGAAAGCGGUACACUAGUUUUUGAAGUUUACAGACUUCUGUUUCAUUUUGGUCUGUUUAAAACUGUUAUUUGGCUUGGUAAUACACGAAGUGUAAGUUUUAAACUACAUGUAUUGCUUUAAAUGCCACAUGUUUUUCAGUACAAGAGUUUUUAUAUUGGGUAUAAACAAUUUUCUCAAUGCCAUAGAAAUCUUUGUUUUUAGUGACUGAUGUUAUCUUGCAGCUGCCAGUUUAAAUCUUACAGAUGGAUAACCUCAGCAUUUAGUAAGUUAAAUGUCAAACAGGUACAGCAUAAAAUAUGCAAUCUUAGUUUACAAACAAAACUAAUUUAUUCAGUAUUGUGCUGGAACAUAACUUUUGGAAUAUGUAAAGCAUAUCACUAGAUAAUAUCUUCCAGCUUUCAGUUUAUGCUGCUGUAUAGUAUACGAUUUACCAAUGAUGGAAGAAGUGUGUCCUGUAAAUUUAAUUUCAUAUUGGAAAGUUAUUUUGUCUGUACAAAUUAAUAAAACAUGGUUGGUACUGUUUGUUA